AACCAAACUCAUGUCGUUUCACCAGACGGGAGUUGUUGAUACUUCCCUCGCGACUCGAAGGCUUUUAGGUUUGUUGCCAUUUGCAGCACACAACCGAACCGUCAAUUAUUGGCUUCGCAGGAAAAGUCCAAAACCACAGUGACAGCGAGUGAGGUCAUUUCAUUCAUGCCUUCACUCAUUCGCUCACUCACUCCCACACCGCCCCAGCACCACACGUUACAUGUUUUAAAAAAGACCAAACCCUUCAUAAAUCAAUCAUAAUUCUCUGACUCAUGGACCAAAUUAACUAAGCACCAACGUGACCUUUCCAAUCUCGCACCGCAAGCGACAACACUCCUCACAGCCCAGCACAGCACGUUAAAAAUCGAAACCCUCUUUGGGACAUUUUUACGAACACCUUCCAGUAAGAGUUUGUUACUUUUUUUUUUUCUCAAGUGUGAGGAUGAGUUUCAGGGAAGAGAGCGGAGAUGCGAGGGAUCUUCAGAAGCCCUUCCUCCACACCGGAAGUUGGUACAAGAUGGGUUCACGGCAGUCCAGUAUCAUGGGAUCCUCCACUCAGGUUAUCCGCGACGGCGCCGUUUCGGUCCUCUUCUGCGUUCUCAUCGUCGCCUUGGGGCCAAUUCAAUUCGGCUUCACGUGUGGGUAUUCUUCUCCGACGCAAGAGGCAAUUGUCCGUGAUCUAAAGCUCUCGGUUUCGGAGUUCUCUUUGUUUGGAUCUUUGUCGAAUGUGGGAGCGAUGGUGGGAGCUAUAGCUAGUGGUCAGAUAGCUGAAUAUGUUGGGCGCAAAGGGUCCUUGAUGAUUGCUUCGAUUCCCAAUAUUAUAGGGUGGCUUGCUAUUUCUUUCGCCAAAGACUCCUCAUUUUUGUUUAUGGGGAGGUUGUUGGAAGGUUUUGGCGUUGGGAUUAUCUCUUACGUGGUGCCUGUUUAUAUAGCUGAGAUUGCACCUCAGAACUUGAGAGGUGGCCUUGGAUCAGUCAAUCAGCUCUCUGUUACUAUUGGCAUUUUGCUGGCUUAUCUGUUGGGCCUUUUUGUCAACUGGAGAGUGCUUGCAAUUCUAGGAAUUUUGCCCUGUACAGUAUUAAUACCUGGAUUAUUUUUCAUACCAGAAUCCCCCAGAUGGUUGGCCAAGAUGGGGAUGACAGAUGAGUUUGAGACUUCUUUGCAAGUGUUGCGAGGAUUUGACACAGAUAUAUCAGUUGAAGUACAUGAAAUUAAGAGAUCUGUGGCUUCAACUGGAAAAAGAGCUGCAAUCCGAUUUGCUGAUCUCCAGAGGAAAAGAUAUUGGUUUCCUUUAAUGGUUGGUAUUGGAUUACUUGUCUUUCAGCAAUUAUCUGGUAUCAAUGGAGUUUUAUUCUAUUCAACUACCAUCUUUGCAAAUGCAGGAAUUUCAUCUAGCAAUGUUGCUACAGUGGGACUAGGAGCCAUUCAGGUCAUAGCAACUGGAAUUGCCACAUGGUUGGUGGACAAAAGUGGCCGGAGGUUGCUUCUAAUUAUAUCCUCAUCUAUAAUGACAGUUAGCCUUCUCAUUGUUUCAGUAGCAUUCUAUCUGGAGGGGGUAGUGUCAGAGGAUUCACAUCUAUACAGCAUUAUGGGAAUACUUUCUGUUGUUGGACUUGUGGUUAUGGUGAUUGGAUUCUCUCUAGGACUUGGACCCAUCCCUUGGCUUAUAAUGUCUGAGAUACUUCCAGUGAAUAUAAAGGGCCUUGCUGGCAGUAUAGCGACAAUGGGAAAUUGGCUGAUUUCUUGGGUGGUUACGAUGACCGCCAACUUGCUUUUGAAUUGGAGCAGUGGAGGAACAUUUACAAUCUACACAGUAGUAGCUGCCUUUAGUGUUGCUUUUGUAUCUUUAUGGGUCCCUGAGACCAAGGGAAGAACAUUGGAAGAAAUUCAGUUUUCCUUCCGAUAGAUAUGUUUUGGGAGAGCACACAGAUGCUGUACUGAUUUUGGCUGAUUCUCCAACGGGCGGGUAGCCAAUUUAAGGAAUAAAGUGAUUGUAGUGGUAUUCAACAAUAACUGCAACAACAACCAGAAGUACUAUGUUUGGGCUAUUUAUUAUGGUAUUUAUUGUAUUGUGGAACAUUGAUGUUGAAAUGCGGAGGUGCAAUCCAUAGGUUUCAUACA
Messenger RNA from Cajanus cajan (pigeon pea), 2121 nucleotides. RefSeq names its product sugar transporter ERD6-like 6. Gene Ontology annotation, molecular function: sugar transmembrane transporter activity. The record is from RefSeq and is a predicted model, not a curated record. Gene Ontology annotation, biological process: carbohydrate transport; transmembrane transport. Lineage: Eukaryota; Viridiplantae; Streptophyta; Magnoliopsida; Fabales; Fabaceae. Gene Ontology annotation, cellular component: membrane.